AUGAGAGUUAUUAUACAAAGAGUAAAAAAGGCUAUAUUAAGCGUUAAAAAAGAACUCAUUCAAGAAAAUGAAAAUGAGUUAGAAGUUUUUAGCAAAAUAAAUGAAGGAUUAGUUUGCUUUAUUGGAAUUCAUAGGGAUGAUACAUGGAAAGAUGCAUUAUAUAUAAUAAAAAAAUGUUUAAAUCUAAGAUUGUGGCCAGAUAAUGAGAAAAGUUGGGAUAAAAGUGUAAAAGAUUUAGAUUAUGAAAUAUUGCUUGUUUCUCAAUUUACACUAUUUGCAAAUACAAAAAAAGGAAAUAAACCAGAUUUUCACUUAGCAAAGGAUCCUAAUGAUGCUUUAAUUUUUUUUAAUAAAAUAGUUGAAGAGUUUAUAAAAGAAUAUAAAAAAGAAAAAAUAAAAACUGGAAAAUUUGGGUAUCAUAUGAAUAUUGAAGUUAUAAAUGAUGGCCCUGUUACUAUUUCCAUUGAUAGUCAUGAUAUUAAUUUAAAUAAAUAA
Molecule: messenger RNA, 495 nt
Organism: Plasmodium relictum
Lineage: Eukaryota; Apicomplexa; Aconoidasida; Haemosporida; Plasmodiidae
Gene: DTD
Product: D-tyrosyl-tRNA(Tyr) deacylase, putative
Exons: 1
Coding region: 1-495 (164 amino acids)
Biological process (GO): tRNA metabolic process
Cellular component (GO): cytoplasm
Molecular function (GO): D-tyrosyl-tRNA(Tyr) deacylase activity
Source: RefSeq, a predicted model, not a curated record